Molecule: messenger RNA, 4224 nt
Organism: Electrophorus electricus (electric eel)
Lineage: Eukaryota; Metazoa; Chordata; Actinopteri; Gymnotiformes; Gymnotidae
Gene: atp2a1l
Product: ATPase sarcoplasmic/endoplasmic reticulum Ca2+ transporting 1, like
Biological process (GO): calcium ion transport
Cellular component (GO): membrane
Molecular function (GO): ATP hydrolysis activity; P-type calcium transporter activity; ATP binding
Source: RefSeq, a predicted model, not a curated record
CGGUGUGCGUUUGUUCGCUCUUUCUGUCAGUCCGGCACUCCAACAAAGGAGGGGGUCCAAGUAAGAGGGACAGACCUCUUGGCCCAGAGAGCGACCAGAGCAAUCGAACCCAAACACACACACGGAUAGAAACUUCCGCUAAACCUUUUUCAGCCCUGAAGAUCCUUCAGCCCUAACAGGAUGGAGGACGCCCACACCAAGACCUCCGAGGAAGUCAUAGCCUUCUUCGGGGUCCAAGAUAACGUCGGGCUUACCCCUGACCAGGUCAAGAAGAGCCUGGCCAAGUAUGGCUACAAUGAGCUGCCAGCUGAAGAGGGAAAGUCCCUUUGGGAACUUGUUAUUGAACAGUUUGAAGACCUGUUGGUCAGGAUCUUAUUGUUGGCUGCCUGCAUCAGUUUUGUGCUGGCCUGGUUCGAGGAGGGCGAGGAAACCGUCACUGCCUUUGUUGAACCCUUUGUUAUCCUCCUCAUCCUCAUCGCUAAUGCUGUUGUAGGAGUGUGGCAGGAACGUAAUGCUGAGAGUGCCAUCGAGGCUCUGAAGGAGUACGAACCCGAGAUGGGCAAAGUCUACCGAUCUGACAGAAAGAGCGUGCAGAGGAUCAAGGCCAGGGAGAUCGUGCCAGGAGACCUCGUGGAGGUGUCUGUUGGUGACAAGGUUCCUGCUGACAUCAGGAUUAUUGGUAUCCGUUCUACCACCCUGCGUGUUGACCAGUCUAUCCUUACUGGUGAGUCUGUCAGUGUGAUCAAGCACACUGAGCCUGUCCCUGACCCCAGAGCUGUCAACCAGGACAAGAAAAACAUGCUAUUCUCUGGUACCAACAUUGCUGCCGGCAAGGCGGUUGGCAUUUGCAUUGCCACUGGCGUCUCAACGGAGAUCGGCAAGAUCCGUGACCAGAUGGUGGCGACGGAGCAGGAGAAGACGCCCCUGCAGCAGAAGCUGGACGAGUUCGGCGAGCAGCUCUCCAAGGUCAUCUCGCUCAUCUGCGUCGCCGUGUGGAUGAUCAACAUCGGCCACUUCAACGACCCCGUGCACGGCGGCUCCUGGAUCCGCGGUGCCGUCUACUACUUCAAGAUCGCCGUCGCUUUGGCUGUGGCCGCCAUCCCCGAGGGUCUCCCUGCUGUCAUCACCACCUGCCUGGCUCUCGGUACUCGCCGCAUGGCCAAGAAGAACGCCAUCGUGCGCUCUCUGCCCUCCGUAGAGACACUGGGCUGCACCUCCGUCAUCUGCUCUGACAAGACAGGCACGCUCACCACCAACCAGAUGUGUGUGACCAAGAUGUUCAUCAUUGACAAAGUAGAUGGUGAUAAUGUACACCUGGACUGCUUUGAUAUCUCUGGCUCCAAGUAUACCCCUGAGGGCGAAGUUACGAGGGGUGGUGCUAAAGUUGACUGCAGCCAUUACGACGGCCUGGUUGAGCUGGCCACUAUUUGCGCCCUGUGCAAUGAUUCUUCCCUGGACUACAAUGAGUCUAAGAAAAUCUAUGAGAAGGUGGGCGAGGCCACUGAGACUGCCCUGUGCUGCCUGGUUGAGAAGAUGAACGUGUUCAAGACCAGUGUUAAGAACCUAAGCUGCGUUGAGAGAGCCAACGCCUGCUGCAGUGUGGUGAAGCAGCUCAUGAAGAAGAACUUCACCCUGGAGUUCUCCCGUGACAGGAAGUCCAUGUCUGUGUACUGCACCCCCACCAAGGGUGACAGCGGCAGCAAGAUGUUUGUGAAAGGAGCCCCCGAGGGUGUGAUUGACAGGUGCGCUUAUGUGCGUGUUGGCUCCACUCGUGUGCCCCUGAGUGGUAUCAUUAAGGAGAAGAUCAUGGCCAUCAUUAAGGAGUGGGGCACCGGACGUGACACCCUCCGCUGCCUCGCCUUGGCCACCCGUGACACCCCACUGAAAGUGGAGGAGAUGAACCUUGAUGACUCUACCAAGUUUGCCGACUAUGAGACUGACCUAACCUUUGUUGGCUGUGUGGGUAUGCUGGACCCACCUCGUAAAGAGGUCACUGGCUCAAUUCAGCUCUGCAAGGAAGCUGGCAUCCGUGUGAUCAUGAUCACCGGUGACAACAAGGGCACUGCUGUCGCUAUCUGCCGCCGCAUUGGCAUCUUUGGCGAGGAUGAGGAUGUGACAGGCAGGGCCUUCACUGGCCGCGAAUUCGACGAUCUGUCCCGCGCCGAGCAGAGCGAGGCCGUGACUCGGGCAUGCUGCUACGCUCGCGUGGAGCCGUCCCACAAGUCCAAGAUUGUGGAGUAUUUGCAGGGCUAUGAUGAGAUCACUGCCAUGACUGGCGAUGGUGUGAAUGAUGCCCCCGCCCUGAAGAAGGCGGAGAUUGGCAUCGCCAUGGGCUCUGGCACUGCUGUUGCCAAGUCAGCCUCGGAGAUGGUCCUGGCCGACGACAACUUCUCCUCCAUCGUGGCAGCUGUUGAGGAAGGCAGAGCCAUCUACAACAACAUGAAGCAGUUCAUCCGCUACCUCAUCUCCUCCAACGUGGGCGAGGUGGUGUGUAUCUUCCUGACUGCCGCUCUUGGUCUGCCUGAGGCUCUGAUCCCAGUGCAGCUGCUGUGGGUGAACCUGGUCACAGACGGCCUGCCCGCCACAGCCCUGGGCUUUAACCCCCCUGACCUGGACAUCAUGGGCAAGGCCCCCCGCUCCCCCAAGGAGCCCCUCAUCUCCGGCUGGCUCUUCUUCAGAUACCUGGCCAUUGGUGGAUACGUGGGUGCCGCCACUGUGGGUGCUGCCGCCUACUGGUUCCUGUAUGACGAGGAAGGCCCCGGGGUCACCUACUACCAGCUGUCCCACUUCAUGCAGUGCCACGGCGACAACGAGGACUUCGCUGGCGUUGACUGUGAGGUGUUCGAGGCCGCACCCCCUAUGACCAUGGCCCUGUCUGUGCUGGUCACCAUCGAGAUGUGCAAUGCCCUCAACAGUUUGUCUGAGAACCAGUCUCUGAUUCGUAUGCCCCCGUGGAGUAACGGCUGGCUGCUGGCUGCCAUGACCCUCUCUAUGUCGCUGCACUUCAUGAUCAUCUAUGUGGACCCCUUGCCUAUGGUCUUCAAGCUAACUCACCUGAACGUGGAGCAGUGGCUGAUGGUGCUGAAGCUCUCUUUCCCCGUCAUCCUCCUCGACGAGGUGCUGAAGUUUGUUGCCCGCAACUACUUGGAGGGUAAACAGUGAAAGCUAGUGGCAAUGGAUAAAGACGUGAGAGAAGGAGAGACAAUGAUGAGCAAAAAAGAGAGAGAGAAGAGGCGUGGGAUCACACUGAGUCACAGAGGAGUUCUUAUGAGAUCAUCCAAAGAGGAGGAAAAUCAGAAAAACCACCAAAAAAAUCUAUAAAACUGACUGAAAGAAAACACGUUAAAAAACAUCAUCAUCAUCAUCUCUGUUUAUGGAACGCGAUUAAAUUAAUAUAUAGAUAAAUGGUUCCAAAUUAGUGUUCGAUUGCUAAAUAAUUUUAUUCUUAAAGCUAAUUAUAAAUGUAUUAAAGUUACAUUUUUUGUUAAACUUGUACACUCUCCUGGCUUGUCUUUUCUUUUUUUUCUGCUGUCUUCUCAUUUUAAAGAAGUUCACUCUUAGUUAAAGCAAACUUGUGCAAGCCCUGUUAGCAUUAGCCAAAAUGUUACCCUUUCCCACAAGUUAAGCCACUGUCUCAUCUGUUUCUCUCUUUAGUUGUUUUAUCACUUUUGGACCACUUCUUUUUUUGUUCUCUGACUGUAAUCUUGACUUUAAUGGGCUUGUAGCCUGUUCUCAGCAUCCCCGAGUGACUCUCUUGACUAAGACUUUAUGGAGAGGGAAAAUUCAGACCCAUUUCACUAUGUGUUUGUUUUUGAUGAUUUUAGUCAAUCACACCAUGAAGGUUUUUAGAGCUAUUUUGCAGCAGCAUGAGACUACAAUUCAACUACCAUGCUAGACUUGUAGAGGGGUCUAAGUGUCACUGGUGUCAUGUUCACAGCCUUACCAUCUUGGGAAAAUACUCAUAAAUAUUUGAUUUAUGUUUCAACCCCAACUAAUAGUGGCAAAUAACCUGUAAAGUGUAUCAUCUGCAAUUCACUGGCAGAGGCCAAUCUGACGACUUUGAAUGAGUACUGGUGCAUUUUGCCCGUGUCAAAAGCAAUGUCCACGUCUAACAUUUGUGUGGUGUUGGCCUCAUCUGUGAUUAUGCUGUAAACGUUUGCCUCCAACUCUCCCUGCUUAUGAUGUAGGUACUAUUUAAGAAUUAAAUACUUGCAAAUACUUGUA